AUGGUUGUUGUUGCUGGUGCUGCUGUUGGGCCGUGGCAGAAGGCACUCGCACAGCUGCAGCAGCGGACGUGGGGCGUUGGCCGCGUGCCGUCGGUGCAGCAGUGGCUGGAUUUCUUCGCAGCAGCAGCAGCAAUGACAGGAGCAACAAUGACAAGAGCCACAGCUUGCACACCGCCCCCUGCGAUACGCACGGCUCAUACGCAGGGUGCCAAUUACACACCACCGUUGCCGCGGCAGGUGUCUCUGUUGAUAGCGGAGAGCCUCGUCGACGCGGCGAGGUUAGCGCGUCUGCAGCAGCUACUGUUGUCGUGUUCGACUCCAGGGGUGCUUCAGAGUGGGCUCGGCGAAGUCAGCGAUGACGACGGCGCCCGGCGCGACGACAACAAGGAUAGUAGCAGUAGCAGAGAGAGUCGCUUCCUCGCUGAGUGUGUGCCGGAGGACGUCAGUGGUGUGUUUCUCUCCGCUCCCCCACACGACGCAGCGGCGGAACUGGUGGAACUCCUCUUCCACUGGUGCGCCGCACACGACACCCCGCGCGACGCUGCGCAACUGCUGAAAUGGCUGCACGAGGUGUCGGCGCUUCUUCACUUUUUCACGCUGCACCCGCUGCCGCAGAACGCGACGGCGCGGCCGUGGCGACUGUGCCUCGCCUACACGGAAAUGCUCUCUGCAUUGCAUCGCGCACUGUGUACGAUUUAUCUCCGGCCCCAGUCGUGGGCGGCGAACGACAACAGGAGCGAGGAAAAGGAAGCCGUGCCAUUUGAGCAGGAUGUGGCACUCCUCGCGCUGUGGCUCCUGCGCGAAUCGAUGCGUGGCGCCACUGCUGCUGAUAGUUCCCUCUCCCACGCCGACACGCUGCAGUUAACGCAGCGGCUGCUCGCCUCACACACCGAAACGCAGUCUUGGCUACUGCAACUCCCUGCGUUUCUCCGCGGCACCUGCGGCGGCAGAAGCGGUGCGAUCAUGAAUGGGGUGGAUCUUGAUGGCAUGCUGGCUCGCAGUUCGCUGUGUCAGCUCGUACGCCAAGUUGUGAUGCCGCCUGCAUCGCUGGGUGUGUCGCCGAAUGUGUGCGUGCCAUUUAUUGCGGCACCCGCGGCGAGGGACACGGCCGUGGUGCGCGCCAUGAGCGAGCAGCUCAGCCGCAUUGCGUCUGGUGGCUAA
Messenger RNA from Trypanosoma grayi, 1161 nucleotides. RefSeq lists its product as hypothetical. The record is from RefSeq and is a predicted model, not a curated record. Lineage: Eukaryota; Euglenozoa; Kinetoplastea; Trypanosomatida; Trypanosomatidae. Bases 1 to 1161 code for a protein of 386 amino acids. The transcript has a single exon.